AUGGACGACUUGGAGAAGGCGAUCCUGCUCAGUUAUGAGCCCGGCGGCGGGGUGGACCCCGUGCUGAGGUCGCAGGCCAUCGACUACUGUCGGCAGAUGAAGGACUCACCGGCGAUUUGUCGCCUCUGCGUCGAACGCCUCUCUCGCUCCGAUUUGGUUCCCGUCCAGUUUUGGUGCCUCCAGACCAUCCACGACUCGCUUCGCCUCCGGUACUCUUCUAUGGACCCGGCUGAACGGGGCUUCCUACGGGACUUCCUCCUCUCUGUCGCCUGCUCCGGUGGGGGCAGCGGCGGCGAGGCGGCCGUUGCGGCCGCUGCGGCCGCCGCUCGGGUUUCUUGCAGCCCCGCCUUCAUUAAGAACAAGUUUGCCCAGGCUUUUGUCGCCCUUGUGUGCCUGGAGUACCCUGCCGCCUGGUCCACAGUCUUCCUUGACCUACUGCCCCACCUUGGCAAAGGCGCAAUUGUCAUUGACAUGUUCUCCCGAAUCCUGAACUUGUUGGACGACGAUCUAAUCAGCAUGGAGUAUCCCAGGUCGAAUGAGGAGAUCUCCAUGGCAGGAAGGAUAAAGGAUGCGAUGAGAAUGCAGUGCAUUCCCCAGUUUGUGCGGGCCUGGUACGACAUUGUUGCCCUCUAUCGUAGCUCCAAUCCUGCUCUUGCAACCAUGGUCCUGGACACGAUGAGGAGGUACAUUACAUGGAUUGACAUUGGGCUGGUUGCGAACGAUGCCUUUGUUCCCCUCUUUUUUGAUCUUGUGCUCACUGAGGGCCUGCCUGAGCAGUUGAGGGCCGCUGCAGCUGGCUGCUUGCUUGCCGUCGUUUCCAAACGGAUGGAACCAAAGCAGAAACUGGGGAUGUUACAAAGUCUCCAAAUUAAGCGCGUUUUUGGAUUGGUUGCCGAAGAUGGUGAACCUGAGCUUGUUUCAAAGUUGGCUGCUUUAGUCACUGGUUAUGCUGCCGAGGCUCUUGACUGCUCUAAGCAGUUGAGCCCCGGGAGUGUGGAUGGGGCUGCAAUAGAAUUGUUAGAAGAAGCACUUCCAUCAGUGUUGUUUGUGAUCCAGAACUGUGAAGCGGACUCAACAUUCAAUGCUGUCCAGUUUCUAUCAGACUAUGUGUCUACAAUGAAGUCACCUUCACAGAAGCAGGUUGUAUAUUUGGGUCAGAUAUUAGAAGUGUUGCGGGGAGAAAUUUGUUAUGAUUCCAUGUAUAGAAAUAAUCUCGAGUUACCUGAUAAGAUUGGAAAGGAAGAGGAGGAACAGAUGGCAGAACACCGGAAAGAGUUCUUUGCAUUGCUACGCAGCAUCUGCAGGGUGGCUCCUGAUGUUACCCAGCUGUUUAUUAGAAAUCUGUUGGCUAAUGCUCUUGCCUCUUCAGUGAUGAAUGUUGAAGAGGCUGAAGUUGCCCUUUCAUUGUUCUACCGCUUGGGAGAGGCAAUAAGUGGUCAAGGGAUGAGGACAGGUGUUGGUAUUUUAAAGGAAAUGAUCCCAAUGCUGCUUUCAGCACGGUUUCCUAGCCAUUCUCAGCGGAUCGUGGCGCUUGUAUACUUAGAGACCGUCACAAGGUACAUGAAAUUUGUACAAGAAAACACUCAGUAUAUACCGCUGGCCUUGAUGGCCUUUCUGGAUGAAAGGGGAAUACAUCAUCCAAAUGUGAAUGUGAGCCGUCGUGCGAGCUAUCUAUUUAUGAGGACUGUAAAAUUACUAAAGUCCAGUCUUGUUCCUUUCAUUGAAAAAAUCCUGCAGGUGAAUAAAUUAUUCAAAUCUUUCCUUUUAUUUCUUCAUUCCCAUUUUCUUUCUUUGCCUGCAUUCGACUAAUUCCUCAUGCACUUCGUGGGUUUUCAGAGCUUGCAGGAUGUUGUGGUCAAAUUUACCAGUUUAGAUUGGUCAUCAAAGGGUCUAAAGUCUUCUGGGUCUGAAGACGGUAGUCACAUGUUCGAGGUAACGAACUCUUUGCUUUCUUAAUGUGAUGGACGUUAUGUAUUCUACGAGAGUAGACUAUCCUUUUAUGCCCACUUUUUCUGAUUCUCCGUUCACUUUUUUUGUCAACUUUUUAGGCGAUUGGUUUAUUGAUUGGCAUGGAGGACAUUUCACCAGAAAAACAAUCCGAGUAUCUGUCUGCAUUACUGAUACCUCUCUGCCAACAGGUUAAUUUUUUGGAUAGACUAUUUGUGGGUUUGACAAUUGCAUUAUACAACAGUGUUCAUUCCAUCUAAGUAGACACUUAAAAAUUCCUCUGCAUCUUAAAACGAUUUAUGUUGCUUAACUGCAGGCUAAGUCAUUGCUGGUUGACGCUGGUACACUUGCACAAGAAGAUGCGUUUGCAAAGGUUGCCUGCAUCCAGCAAGUGAUCAUGGCAAUCAAUGCUCUCAGCAAGGUUUCCAAAUUAUUUGGUUCUUUUGUAGGAACUCCCUGCUUGAUCUAUUGAUGAUUUUCUGGGAAAUAUUUUUUGAAUAUGAACGAAAUCUUCUUCUUAGAAUUAGUGAUCUGUCUAUCGUAGAAAAAGUAUUCAAACGAGAAUACUGCGAUCAGCCUCUGUGGGCUAUCUGACUUGAACUUACUGUUAGCUGUAUGAGUAUGCCGAUGUUUAGUUAGUUAUGGCAGUUCUGUCUUUGUCAUCGAAAUCACUUGAAGUAUUUAAUGUGUUGGAGAGUCAUUGAUCCCAGCUUAGGUGGUGUUUUUUGUGUGACAUAUUUUCUGUGUAGUAUCUAGUGGGGCCAGAGCCACUAUGGUAUUGUUUUUUUCUUAAUGUAAACGGAUUGUUUACUCAUUAGUCAUCUUCAUUAUGUAGGGCUUUAGCGAGCGGCUUGCAACAGCUAGUCGUCCUGCAAUCGGUGCUAUGUUCAAGCAGGUAUGUGUGGUUUGCUGUAUUUUUUCGAAGUCUGAUUCUCCGCACGAGUUAUACAGGGGAAAUAUUUUCUUUUAAAAAAUUUGUGAUGCUACUGUCAAGUCUGUUGCUUCCCGGAUGAAAACAGAUUGAUGAUGCGGCUCCGCGCUGCACUAGUUUUACUCAAGGGUUACGCAUAUAGUGAUAGAAGCAUUCAGAUGCUUCUUGUUUACUUCAUCUGUGCAUUUUGGAACAAGCCUUUAGCAGGAGAUUGAACCUUCUGUUCAUGUUUACAACUUCUUUGACUCAUCCAAUCUGAGAUUCUUACCAGAGGAAAGGAAUGGCACUUGAUGAAAACCCUGACACCGUUAAAUAGUGCAGAUGUUUUUAAUCGAGUAUUAUAGAAAAUUGUCCAACAUGUGGACUGAGUGGUUUCACAAUCCUAGUUACUGAUAGUCUGAGAUCAUAAUAACCAAAUGCUAAACAGAAAUCCUCAAAUGGUCAUUUUAUCAUUGUUAGUGCCAGAUUUUAGAAUUCUGUAUUCUUCCUUCUGAAUUUUUUACUGUGGCUUGCAGACAUUAGAUGUUCUUCUGCAGAUUUUUGUAGUCUUUCCGAACGUUGAACCUCUACGGAAUAAGGUAAGAUGAACAUUCUGGAUUAUCUCUUUAGGUGUUGGUUUUUGUGAUUGUUUUUAGCUAACUACAUUCUAAUUUUGCAGAUCACUUCCUUUCUUCAUCGAAUGAUUGAAGUGUUAGGUCCUUCUGUAUUUCCUUACCUUCCCAUUGCGUUAGAGAAAUUGCUUGCUGACAGUGAGGUGCGCCAUUUUUUUUCUGGUUGGUUGUUUUUUUUUUCUAACCCUUUGGUGUAAUGAUGCCUUCGAAACAAUGUGGUCUAAUCUUGUCACACCUUUAUUCCCUCAAUUUUGGCGUAUAUUUAUGUAGGGUCAUUUGCCUUUUAUUUGAUAUCGAUGACCAAUUUUGAUCUCUUUUGCACAUUUGUGUCUGCCAAGUCCUGCUUUAUCUUCUGAAAAUGAAUGUGUUUAAGAUGAUCUUAGAUAAUUAGAAAUUGACCAUUCUCUUCCCGACGUACUUUAUGAUGGGAUCUCAUUGUUAACCUCAAAAUGAAUGACAGAAUUCCUUCUAGGUUAAGGGGUUAGGAUUAAUCAUGUCUUGAUUCGUCUAGGAAUCAACCCUAGCCCCUUCUAUUACUUGAAAAGAAGCUAUUGCCAUUAGAAGUCCAUAUUUCGACAGUUGCAGAUCGAAAUGGUUGAUUAUUGCUCAUUCUUCUUUUUGCCCCAUUUUUUAAUUUGUAUCUAUGGGCAAUGACCACAUAUCAUGUGUGAUCACCCUAGACUGGCAUUCUGCGGCCUCCACCAUGAGGCUUUUUUAAGUUUGUGUAAAGUAGCUGAACAUUUGUUCCCAGCACUGUGGUGGUGGUUAAAAGCCAUUCAAUUAUGAGAGCAGAAACAUGAAAUCGCAUGUAAGUGGCGCUUGUAGAAACUUGGUUCAUCCCAUGGUAUGCAGCAGCUACACCUGCUUCAAUGAAAUAAGUGACAAAAUUCAACUGGACAACACAGGGGCUGUUGAUGUACAUAAAAUGUUAUUUGUAUCCUUUUUUUGGGUUUUUUUGGCAGGGAGGUGGGGGGUAAUGCUUAGUCAUAGCAUUCCACAACAUCUUCACGCUCAUCGAUAAUUGCAUGCUCCGAAAAGAAACCAAGUCCCCCUUCCUUGAUCAAUGGGUUUGCAGACAUGUCUCCAACCUCGCCAAUGCCUUUUGAAGCCGCCCUCCAUGUCCCUCAGGCUCUUCAGUAGAUUAGAUCGUGUAACUCGUUUUUCAAUUAACAUGGGUAUCCCUCCGUCCCAGUCCGCCAGAAUGAAAUCAAUGGAACCCGUCCCCUCUACCUAUAUAAUAAAUAUAGGAAACGAAAACAGGCCCAAAACUUUCUUGGAAGUGAUAUCACUUUAGCUUUCGCGAUCAAAGGGUACAUUGCAAAUCAUUUUAGUAUUUGGGGCUUCCUUUCUCACUGAUAGCCUUUGAAUCUCUCAAAAGUUUUCUUCUUUGGACUCAUCAAUUUCGGAAGUUGUUAUUGGAAGUGAGAUAUCAUGGUGUUUUGCUCUAUAAAAACGAUCUUAAGUGCAUGCCUGCUUAGUGUAGAGUUUGGAUUCAAGUAUGGGAAUGUGAGAAAUAAAGAAAUCUCGUAUAGUUGUGCUUCUGGCUAUAUACCGUACGUGCUCUAGAAUGCUUGAAGAAGGCCGUUGCCUUUCUUGAACAGGAGAAAAGGGGAUUCCAUUGGGGAAACCAUUCCUAGAUAUCUUGGCCCAACUUAGAUAUUUUGCCAUCUGCUUCUCAGCUCAAAUUACUCAAAAAAAAAAUUCCAUUUAAAAGUGCAUAUAAAACCAACGAGCGGUUGGCAGAUUGACGAUCAUUCUGAACUACAAAGGCCAAAAUCCUCAUAGUUUUUGUACAUGGCUAUUCAAAAUGUAAGAAUUUCUCGUGAAUCUCAUAGUUUCUUCCUCCCUUCUGCGGGUCCACCUGUAUUCAUCGGAAAUAAUCCCUAAUGUCUUUCGAGCACAUUUGCUUGCGCUUGAUGCUCCAAACUGUGAUGAAUGCAGCCAAAAGAAAUGGUGGAGUUUCUUUUACUCAUAAAUCAACUGAUAUGCAAAUUCAAUACUUCCGUGGGUGGCAUACUAGAGGAUAUCUUUCCCACGGUGGCAAGCAGAAUGUUUUCUAUUCUUCCAAAGGAUGGAUUUCCCUCAGCACCUGGUGGCAACGUUGAGGUAGGUUUUCUCUGGAUUGUUUUUCUGAAGAUCGUGAAAUAUAUGCCAUGCAUGAUUUUAUUUUUAUUGUCCCUUCAUUUCAAAUCAGUAUAUGAUGCAUGAAUAUGUGGACUCUGUGUAUUAAGCGGCUUGCCUGUUUUUUUGGGUUGCUGCACGUUUCUGCUGUGAAUAUUUAAUGCUGUGGUAUCGCCUACUUCGGAAAAAAGUCUUCAGCCUACUGUGAAUUAAUACCAUAGACUGGAUGGCCUUGCAGCUCUUCCAUUCUGUCGGGUUUUGGCAACAGCACCACAUAAUGCAGAGCAAAUCAUUUGAGAAGAAUCCUUAUUUUGAGGAUAGUUUUCUUUUUCCGUCACCUUGAGAUUUAGAUCGGUUGUGGUAAGGAAUCCCAAUUCCUUGCAUCCACAGGAAGACGCCCUUCGAUGACAUUUAUGAUUGAAUGUAGUAAAAUCCAUCAAAACUUGAAUGGUAGCAAUGAAAUGGAAACGCACCCUAUUCCCCCCCCCCCCCCUUCCCCCUUCAUGCAGUUUUAUGAUUUAAUCAUAGUAAAUAAUAAUAAUUAGGAUUUCAUCAGCCCUCGGCAUCUUUCCCAUAAAUGAAACAGCUAUCCAGUUAUAGAUGGGAUGAACUUUUGAUCUCUUAAUUCUGAAACUGCUGAGGGCAUAUAAGUAGAAUGUGUAAGCAAAUAAUCAUUAUCAAUGCUGAGUCUUUUCUUGUUCUUUGGAUAAAUUUCUCGCGGGGUCGUUUAUUAGUUUCCUCUUUUUAAAAACCAAAAUAAAGUCCUCCAGUGUUCACGGCUAAACUCUCAGAUCUCAAUGGUUAUUUGAGGUUGCACGCCUUCUGAUGCCCUAAACACUCCUUAUCAGGUUAUUUCCUAAUAUGGGCAUGCGCCAAAUUCUGUGAUUUUGUAGGAAAUUCGAGAACUGCAGGAGCUUGAGAAAACGCUGUUCACAUUUCUCCACGUUGUGGCCACCCACGAUCUCUCUUCGAUUCUUCUUGCACCAAAGAGUCGUGGGUACUUGGAUAUUAUUAUACAGAUGCUUCUGUUCUCGUCUUGUAGUCAUAAAGAUAUGGUAGUGAGAAAGGUGAGCGCAGCAUUUUCUUCUAGAUGGCCCCUCUUGAGUUGGGUUCGUUCCUCACCAGACCAGAUUUACAUUUCUCUGUGCCUAUUUUUCAGACUUGUGUACAUAUCCUCGUCAGAUUUACCAAAGAUUGGUGUGACAAGGUCGAGAAUCUUGACAAGGUCGAGAAGCUUUUUCAUUAAUCUUUCUUUUGCGGCAGUAUUUUUUCUCUUUGCCGUUCAUUUUUCUCCACGGAUUUUUUUGAAAUAUUUUGUCUAUUUUUUCAGGUUCCUGGGUUCCGGAAAUUCAUUAUCGAGACAUUCGCCACCAACUGCUGCUUGUACAGUGUAGUUGACAAGUCGUUUGACCUUCGAGACGCAAACACUGUAAGCUCUUAUUUUUCCUUUCUUUUUUCCCAUUUUUUCAAUUUUUACCUCAAUUAUUUCUCUUUAUUAUUUAUUUCAGUUUAAGUUUGCUAUUUUCUUUGAAACGAGAAAAUUCACAAAUUCUUGUGCCGGAAUAAAUUCUGUUGGAAAAUUUGUGAAUUUCUUCACGCCUCACGCAUUGCCAUCUGUGACUCGUUCUGAAAGAGGACUUCCAUUCCCUCUCUCUCCCAUGAAUUAGUAAGUUGAAGUCUCUGAGUUGGAUAAUUAAAAUGGUAAACAUGGUAUUAUAUCUCCUGGUGCAACAUAUUUUUGGGGGGAAAGAGAGGGAGAAUCGGGGUAGAAAAAGGUAGAAAAAGGCCCGCCUCCUCCUAUGAUGAUGAACUGCUCCUGCCGCAGGUCUUGCUCUUUGGAGAGAUUCUAGCGGCCCAGAAGGCCAUGCACGAGAAGUUUGGCGAUGCCUUCCUCCAUCACUUCGCUGUGGCCGCUCACUGCCCCCAAGAUUUAGUGGAAGUUUUCCGGCAGAAGCUGCAGGUGAGUGACGACGACUGGCCAGCUCAUGCUCCUGUCCCUGUCUUUCAUAUAAAUAAAAGCUGCUAUGAAUGGCAGUAAUUAUUGAAUCAAUGAGUCAAUCUUCCUGCUUGAUUAGAGAGAGAGCUAUGGGUUGCCAGGUGUGGUUAGAAUAAUACCCGGGAUCCUCGUGCUCAUUAUUUCAAUGUUUGACAUCUGGGUUAAGAUGGAUUACAAAAGGUCUCAUAAUAUAUAUAUAUAUAUAUAUUGAUAUUGUUGGUUCUUCAGGGUAACAGCAUGGAGGGGUUGAAGUCGUUCUAUCAAUCCCUCAUUCAUAAUCUGAGGCAAAAGCAGAAUGGCAGCUUCCAUUUCAGAUAA
Spirodela intermedia is the source of this 7924-nucleotide messenger RNA. Lineage: Eukaryota; Viridiplantae; Streptophyta; Magnoliopsida; Alismatales; Araceae. The record is from the annotation of a GenBank genome assembly.